UGAUCACCGUCAAUGGAAAUCAAAGUUGCUAACAUCGAUUUAUGCAAACUCACCAGCAACGGCGUGGGCAGCAUCCCUUCCUACGCCGUGUCCGCCGUCCUAAAUUCGGUCGCUCCGGUUGUUCCCUCCGAGGCUACCUUGGGUCGCCACCUCGCUCGUCGACUCGUCCAGAUUGGUGCCACAGACGUCUUCUCUGUCCCCGGCGACUUCAACCUUACCCUGCUUGACCGCCUCAUCGCAGAGCCUGGGCUUAACCUCAUUGGCACCUGUAACGAACUCAACGCUGGGUACGCCGCCGAUGGCUUUGCUCGCCGCCGUGGUGUCGGUGCCUGUGUCGUAACUUUCACCGUCGGUGGUCUCAGCGUUAUCAACGCCAUCGCCGGUGCCUACAGUGAGAAUCUCCCGGUCAUUUGCAUCGUCGGUGGGCCCAAUUCAAAUGAUUAUGGUACCAAUAGAAUCCUUCACCACACCAUCGGAUUGCCCGAUUUCAGCCAAGAGCUUCGGUGCUUCCAGACUGUUACCUGCUUUCAGGCGGUGGUGAAUAACUUGGAAGACGCACAUGAAUUGAUCGAUACGGCCAUCUCGACGGCUUUGAAAGAAAGCAAACCUGUUUAUAUUAGCAUCAGCUGUAACUUACCGGCGAUUCCUCAUCCUAGCUUCAGUCGACAACCUGUCCCCUUCUGCCUGUCGCCCAAAUUGUCCAAUCAGAUGGGUCUAGAAGCAGCUGUGGAGGCCGCCGCAAAGUUCUUGAAUAAGGCCGUGAAGCCAGUCAUGGUGGCUGGGCCGAAACUCCGUGUGGCAAAGGCCAGCGAUGCCUUUGUAGAGCUUGCAGAUGCAUCUGGCUAUGCCGUGGCAGUGAUGCCGUCGGCAAAAGGUUUGGCGCCAGAAGACCACCCCAGGUUCAUCGGCACAUACUGGGGAGCUGUGAGCUCUCCUUUCUGUGCAGAGAUAGUUGUAUCUGCUGAUGCCUACAUCUUCGCCGGACCCAUUUUUAACGAUUACAGCUCAGUUGGCUAUUCACUUUUACUGAAGAAGGAGAAUAUGAUCAUGGUGCAGCCUGAACGGGUGGUGAUCGGCAAUGGACCUGCAUUUGGGUGUAUUAUGAUGAAGGACUUCUUGCGGGCUCUUGCGAAGAAGCUCAAAUGCAACACGACUGCUUACGAGAAUUACCACCGUAUAUAUAUCCCUGAAGGUCUUCCUCCCCAAUGUGAACCCCAGGAACCUCUGAGGGUUAAUGUCCUGUUCAAGCACAUACAAGCAAUGCUGUCGGUUGACACUGCUGUGAUCGCCGAGACAGGGGAUUCAUGGUUUAACUGCCAGAAGCUGAAACUUCCAAGAGGUUGCGGGUUUGAAUUCCAAAUGCAAUAUGGAUCAAUUGGGUGGUCAGUUGGAGCAACACUAGGAUAUGCACAGGCUGCAAAGGAUAAGCGAGUCAUUGCCUGCAUUGGAGAUGGAAGCUUUCAGGUGACAGCACAAGAUGUGUCAACGAUGCUGCGUUGUGGGCAGAACAGCAUCAUCUUCCUAAUUAACAAUGGUGGUUACACUAUAGAGGUUGAGAUUCAUGAUGGGCCAUACAAUGUGAUUAAGAACUGGAAUUAUACUUCAUUGGUGGAUGCAAUAGAUAACGGCGAAGGGAAAUGCUGGACGACUAAGGUAAGAUACGAAGAUGAGCUUGUGGAAGCAAUCAAAACAGUGAGGGGGCCGAAAAAAGACACAUUGUGCUUCAUAGAGGUUAUUGUUCACAAGGAUGAUACAAGCAAAGAGCUACUUGAAUGGGGAUCAAGGGUGGCUGCAGCAAAUAGCCGGCCACCAAAUCCUCAGUAGGUUCAGAUGGGUCCUUUCUAGUAGCUGAGUGUAGAAGCUUUCUU
Messenger RNA from Telopea speciosissima, 1868 nucleotides. RefSeq names its product pyruvate decarboxylase 1-like. Lineage: Eukaryota; Viridiplantae; Streptophyta; Magnoliopsida; Proteales; Proteaceae. The record is from RefSeq and is a predicted model, not a curated record. Gene Ontology annotation, molecular function: thiamine pyrophosphate binding; magnesium ion binding; carboxy-lyase activity. Bases 13 to 1824 code for a protein of 603 amino acids. The transcript has 6 exons.